AUGACCGAGAUCAAGACAGCCACUCAGAACAAGCUUGCGAUGUCCCGCGCACUGGGCGCAGCAUUCCUCAACCAUCAAGUCGAGCAACUCGAGCGGACCGUCAACAACACUGGCCCUACCGGCGGAAACUGGCGUGAUAGAAAGCUGUCUCCUUCGCGGCAAGCUGACUUUGUUCCUCGCGGCGCCAGUGGCAAGCGCCCGCCCUUCAACCCUGCUGCAGGCAAGCCACCGCGCCGCAAGGGGGGUGAGGCGCCCGAACGCAACGCGCAAGACACCGGAAUAAAGGCCGGGAGACGGUCUCCGGAGAACGCGAAGAAAGAGAAGAUCGCAGAUGUUAUCGUGAUAGACGCCAGCGUCCUUAUCCACUGCAUUGGACAGGUCAAGGUGUGGUGCCGCGAGGGCAGAGAGGAGGUUCUGAUAAUCCCUUUGGAAGCCCUCAAUACCCUUGACCUCCUGAAGAAAGGCACGAGCGCCCUCGCUCAACGCGCCCGAACCGCAUCUCGCAUCCUCGAAGCUCAAGUAGGUACCAAUAACCGUGUUCGCGUACAAAGCGACGACGCCUUCGUUCCGUGGGACAACAUUUCCUUCGCCGAAGACGGAGCGGCCGUCGCUCAUUCCCCCGAGUGGGUGCGCCGGACCAUCUGCUGUGCUAGAUGGGAGGUCGACAACGAGAAGAAGAUCGAGGGAGGAAAAACUGAAAGGGCCAAAGUCGUCCUCGCCAUUCUUAGUCAGGCCGCGCCUCCGCCGAAUCUGCACUCCCCAAAACCAUCUGAUGGCGCCGCCGAAACCGCGUCCCCGGUGCCGCUCCCUGUUCCCCAGGUGCAUGCCAACAAACACGAGCCCCGAUCCUCUGGCGCAUUGGUUACAGCAUGGGCUCGUCGCGCUGGCAUCGAAUUACUAGAGCUGCGACCUUUGCCGGCUCAGGAGGACGAGGAUCGGGCCAAUGGACGCCGUGGCCCAACGGGCCAGUACGGCCGUCCUCCCCGUCGCGGCGGUCCCGGAGACAACGAACACCGCCGUCCAUCUGUGUCUAACGGUUCGGGUGGUGGCGGUGGGAACAAACCAAAUGUGGGCCUUGUUGAGCGCCCACCCGCUGUCAAGGCCAUGAUGGACAUUGUCGCCCAACCAAGCAAGGUCGUUAGGGUCCUUGCCCGUGGCGAGAAGCUCGACCCUGAUACAUAAGCUUCCGGUAUGGCCAGCAAGUCAAACUUCCGGCAAGUACUACGCUCUUGCCAUGACCUAUCACCAUUGAGUUGGCGCCGUAGAUGCCACUCGAUGGACUGCGACGGACUCGCUCAAGGGUCGCUUGCUGUCGAAGAGCUGGUGUACCGGCCUCUCCUUGGUGGCGUCUUGUCUAACAGAUUGCCAUCGUCGUGGAUUGUGUGGCACGUCUCGGUCUGUCCUCUCGCCUCGGACUAGAAGACAUUAGGCUUGAACAGUCCAGUCUCUCGGCUCUCAUCCGUUCAGACGUGUACGAAGAUCGAAGCCUUCUCCCCUGUACGGCUGUUGAAGCAUGACGCCUCUCAUGAUAGCGCAUCACGCGGAAGCUCCAUUGCUAUCCCAAUUCCUCGUGCAUGGUGUAUGCACCAACGCGCACCUCCUGGAUACAAAGCUUUAUCUUUACAUAUGCAAAACCUUAUUCUCCUGUCCUCCCCUCUUGAUUAUGCCUGUUACGUAUGUCAUUGAUGAAAUCAUAUAGACUACUCCCCC
Molecule: messenger RNA, 1710 nt
Organism: Punctularia strigosozonata HHB-11173 SS5
Lineage: Eukaryota; Fungi; Basidiomycota; Agaricomycetes; Corticiales; Punctulariaceae
Exons: 3
Coding region: 1-1182 (393 amino acids)
Source: RefSeq, a predicted model, not a curated record